Molecule: messenger RNA, 3390 nt
Organism: Drosophila takahashii
Lineage: Eukaryota; Metazoa; Arthropoda; Insecta; Diptera; Drosophilidae
Product: Adenylyl cyclase X E
Biological process (GO): cAMP biosynthetic process; intracellular signal transduction; adenylate cyclase-activating G protein-coupled receptor signaling pathway
Cellular component (GO): plasma membrane
Molecular function (GO): adenylate cyclase activity
Source: RefSeq, a predicted model, not a curated record
GCCAGAUCAGUUUGUGAAUAAUAAAUCAAAAUGCCUUCGCCUCGUGGAAAGUGCCAGCUUAACUUUGCGAGGGAACGCAUGUGGGAACCCGGCUACCUCAAGGCCAAAUGUAUAGAGCUGGGCCUGGAGAACGAGUUUCGAUUGUAUCGGAUCCGCCUUUGGAAGAGUUACCUAUUCUCUUUCUUUCUGCUGCAUUUUUUCGUCACUGCUGUGCACUGUACCCUGCUGUUAACCACCAUUGAGCGCCGAUCAAUUAUCUAUUUUGAUGUGGCUCUUAGUGUUGGAUGUACCUUGGUCCUCUUCCUAGUACUGAGUGUUAAUUUCUGGGAUGGCUUUAUUGCGAAACACACGUGGUAUAUGUUUGGCAGUUCGAUGUUUACGUCCCUGACUUUGGUAUUCGCUGAUCUUACUGUAUCCAUUUACCAUCACUAUGUCCACAACUGGCAACUGGGGUCGUUCUACGACACCUAUAUUGUGUACAUGGUUUACAUGUUCCUGCCGAUCCACUUCAUGAGCGGUGCAGUCCUUUUAGCUGUGCUAGUCUCCGCCCUCUACAUCAUCUACUACGUGCAAUUCUUAGCUGAAGGAUUUCCCCAGUUUGUGUCCCAACUGUUUUCCGACGGCGGAAUGUCCGUGGACUUGGUCCACUAUCUGUGCCUCAAUCUAGUGGGCAUUUUCUACCGCGUGAUAAACGACACGGUGGUGCGCUCCUCAUUCCUGGACCGCCAUCAGUACAUCAAGGAGGAGCUCUGGCUGCGCAACGCCCGAAUCCACGAGAAGCAUCUUCUGGACUCCAUCCUGCCGCCGCAGAUCUCAGAGCCGCUGCAAAAGGACAUUCAGAACCGCAUUGUCCUGACCAAGCGCGGCGCCGGCAUUCGAUCCUUGAGUGCCUUGGAACGCGCCAUGGCCAUCCAGAUUCAUCCCGAUGUCUCCAUCCUGUAUGCAGAUGUGGUGAACUACACCCACUUGACCACAACAUUGACAGUGGAGAAAUUGGUGAAGGUUCUGCACGAUCUGUAUGGGAGAUUCGAUUUGGCUGCCUUGCGCUUCAAAGUGCAGCGCAUCAAGUUUCUGGGUGACUGUUACUACUGUGUGGCGGGUUUGUCCAACCCCGAUCCCGAUCACGCGAGCAAUUGUGUGGCAUUAGGACUUUCAAUGAUCAACGAAAUCAUGGAAGUACGUAACUCCCAAGGCCUAGACAUAAAUAUGCGCAUUGGAGUUCAUUCGGGAGAUCUGUUCGCUGGUGUCAUUGGCGAAGCCAAGCUGCAGUUCGAUAUUUGGGGAUUGGACGUGACAAUUGCCAAUGUCCUUGAGUCCACAGGAGUUCCGGGAUUCGUGCACAUCAGUGGUUCAACCCUGAAUAAUCUCAGCCAGCAUCGAUAUGUUAUUAAAGAUGGUCCUGAAAUGGCAAGGAAUCACCCCCUUCUGAGAAGAUACCGCAUACGUACUUACAUUAUUCGAGAUGAUUUAAAGAAAGAUGACGAAGAAAGUGACGAGGACUUCGGUGAACUGAGUGUUCUCUCCCUCUUUAGCACAGGAUCAAGACAGAUAUACACUAAUAAUACUAAAAGCUUAAAAGCGAUUUUUAAUGCUGAGUUGCGCGAAGAGUUCCGGAAAAUGCCGGUCAGUGCAUUUAAUCCCAAAACCUUAUUCGGCAUAUAUCGACAGAAAACAGGACUAAAAGUGCCAUUAAACAUCUGCCUAAAAUACAAUGAUUCAGAUCUGGAGAGAGCAUAUCUAAAGCAAACCGAUUACAUGUACAAGUACAGCAUGCUUCUGGCUUUAAUCGUUGGAUACUGUUUGGUAUAUAUCGAAGUUAUGGACACUAGGAUUAUAUGCCCUUUAUGCAUGAUUUUGCCCGCCAUCGUGACCGUAGUACAGACUAUUUUGACCUUCAUUGCUUGGUACAAGAAGAUUUGCUGGACAAGGUUUGGCAAUAAGCCCCACAAUUACAGCCGCAUCAGCUGCAUUAUUUUUCGCGUACACGAGAAAAUCCUAGCCAGUCCGGGCAUCCGCUUGGUCAUUUACCUUUUCCUAGUGAUAUCGGGGUUUUCCGUAAUGUGUUUUAUUGUAAUGUCCUGCGAUCGCGAAGAGUUUGCAUUGGCGAUUAUUGAGGAAAAGCUCUUCCACUAUGAGCAAGAAAGAAAUAUAUGCUUUCAUCCCUGGGUUACAUCCAACAUGGUCUCCCUGAUGAUUUGCCAAACCUUCACAUUCACCAACGUUCCGAUCGUGGUGAAGACUACAAUGGCCAUUUCAGAGACCAUCGCCUAUUUGGUGCUGAUUUUCUUCCAGUUUGAGUUCGUUUUCCACCACAGCGUGACGACGAAUCCCAGUUUUCCCGCUGAGUACGCACAUGCCCUGCUUAUAUGCAUUACCCUGCUAACUAUGAUUGUGAAGGAGCGCCAACUUGAGUUCACAAACAAAGUAAACUACCACUGGCGUGUUGAGUUAAGGAAGAAGGAAACUGACGCCAAUUUAACCAAUCACUCGAUCAUAAUUAUCCUCAACAACAUCCUUCCCUCUCAUAUCGUCGACGUCUACAUCAAUUCGUUAGCCAAACACGAACUCUACUAUGAAAAUUAUCAAAUGGUUUCCGUCAUGUUUGCCAUGUUGAUAAAUUUCGAAAUGGAUCUAAGAACCUUGCGGAUACUAAAUGAAAUUAUUGCUGAAUUUGAUAUGUUGUUGCUGUUCUACAAGGAAUAUUAUUCGGUUGAGAAAAUCAAAAUCGUCGGAUGCACUUAUAUGGCAGCGUGUGGACUGGAUCUAAACUUUGCGGGUACCACUAGUAAAUCAAUGAAAAAUAAUGACUUGAGCCCGACUGGAAGCAUCGAAGGGACUAAUGUGCGAUUUUUGUUCGAGAAGGAACUAAAAGACCGGGAGGAAGUGGUCUUUGUGAUGACCUCUUAUGCUCUGGACAUGAUGCGAACGCUGGCCAAAUGUAACAAGGCGUACCAAAGUAUUGUGGCUGAUCGAAAUAUUAUGGACGGAUCAAUAGCCAUCGGCAUUUCCAGUGGCGAAGUUAUGGCCGGCAUAGUGGGCGCAUCGCAGCCGCAUUACGACAUCUGGGGCAAUCCAGUUAAUAUGGCCUCGAGGAUGGAGUCGACGGGAUUGCCGGGCAACAUCCAGGUGACGGAGGAGUCUGCAAGAAUUCUGCAUGAAUUCGGCAUUGUCUGUCAGUAUCGAGGCUUGACCUUUGUAAAGGGACGAGGCGAAAUCCCGACUUUUUUAGUGGGAAUUGAUGACAACCUAAACUUCAUCACCACGGAGGCAAAACGAACUCCCAGUCACGUCGAGCGCAGUUCAGUUAUAUCGUUGCAGCCCACCUAUUCUAACCCAGACAAUGAAGAUGAUCUUUUUAGCAUUUCCAGACUCACCCUACAGGAUUUUUAA